UCCAAACAGUGCCUCAGUCAGCCCACACAAUUGGCAAAAUUUCCCCAUAAACCCUUUGCACAGCCUUCGCUAACAACUUAAAACCUUUUCACUCGACGGCCACUACCCAGCAAAGCCGGUCGCCCUUCUCAGGCCCUUUCUUCUUCUGUCCCUCCCAAUUGCUAUUCUUUCAAUGGUUUUUUCAGGAGACAGGUUUGGCAUAAAUACAGCUGCACAUUGAACUAUUAGAUGGAGAAGUUUUAAUUCUCUGGGAAGCAUUGCAUGAUACUAAUGAUGCGUAAGAGUUGAUCCAAAACUAUUUGCAUCUCUUGGGCAGUUGAAAGAGCUAGUGAUGGUUACUGCACAUGGACUGCCUCGAGGUUUUCCUUAUCGACUUAUCUAUAAUCAGCGGAGUCUUUGGGUAAAAAGAAGACGGAGGAAAAGCAUAUUGCGUCCUUGUUCAGCGGAGAAACUUCUAAGUCAUUCUACAAAAGAGCUUGAACCAGAGAAAGAAUAUGAACAUGCUGUGAGCAAAGGUGAGGAAAGGAAGAAAGACAUGGCAAAAGCCAGAAAAGAGGAGACAAAAGCUGGUGACUCUGAGGAUGUACUUCCAGGGAUUCCACCAGUUCCUUCGAGCAACCACCCAAAGUCUGGUGUAGCAUUUGUUCUUGAAAAAGCUUCACUUGUGCCUGCUUAUGUCGGAAGGACAUACGAGAUAUUGAAUCCAGACAAGCAUGCUGAUUUUUUAAGAAAGAAGAACAUGAAUCCUUAUGAUUACAGACCUGAUAUUGUCCAUGAGAUUCUCGUUGAUAUACUGGGCAGCCGACUUAAUAUGGCUGGUAUGGUUCAGGCUGUGUUUGUUAAAACUGAUCUAGGGCAUCUUAUCAAAAUCAAGCCACAUGUACGCAUACCACCGACAUUGGGCAAAUUUUGUGCUAUGAUGUCCCAGUUGUUGCAGAAGUUUAGUAUCAAAGCUAGGGGUGGGGGUGAGAAACUAAUGCAGUUGAUUGACAACCCUUUGGUCAAGCAUUUGCCUGUUAAUUCUCGAAUAAUAGGGCUUUCUGUUAGUUCACCAAAGGCUGUAAGGUUGCGGGACUAUGUUGAUGAUGUGGGCAAUGAUUGCACUCCUGUAUUUGUGAUUGGUGCCAUGGCUCAUGGGAAAAUUAAUAGUGACUACACAGAUGAUCUUAUAUCAGUUUCUGCACUUCCUUUGAGUGCAGGUGUCUGUGUGAGACGUAUAUGCUACGAAUUGGAGAGGAAAUGGAGGAUCUUAUGAAGUUUUUAUUUGUAAGACUCUGUAGUUUGCUAACAAGAAUGCUCAUUGAUUUUUCUACACUUGUCUGAUAUUUGGUUCCAAUAUGUAUGUGAAAGUAGGGGUAAUUCUCGCUGUGAACCUUAGUAGCUCACCAGACAAGGCAGAAGUUUCUGAAAGUUCAGUUAUUGACACAAUUUUCUUCUUUAAUAUCACAUUAUGAUAAGGUAUUUAUCAGCUAUUACAGUAUAUGAACUGACUCGGGUUUUGGAACU
This is a messenger RNA of Coffea eugenioides, 1506 nucleotides long. RefSeq names its product ribosomal RNA small subunit methyltransferase nep-1-like. Gene Ontology annotation, biological process: rRNA base methylation. Gene Ontology annotation, molecular function: rRNA binding; rRNA (pseudouridine) methyltransferase activity. The coding region runs from base 332 to 1255 and encodes 307 amino acids. Gene Ontology annotation, cellular component: small-subunit processome; nucleolus. NCBI's taxonomy places the organism in Eukaryota, Viridiplantae, Streptophyta, Magnoliopsida, Gentianales, Rubiaceae. The record is from RefSeq and is a predicted model, not a curated record. The transcript has 9 exons.